Molecule: messenger RNA, 690 nt
Organism: Verticillium alfalfae VaMs.102
Lineage: Eukaryota; Fungi; Ascomycota; Sordariomycetes; Glomerellales; Plectosphaerellaceae
Product: DUF323 domain-containing protein
Exons: 4
Coding region: 1-690 (229 amino acids)
Source: RefSeq, a predicted model, not a curated record
AUGCCGGCCACAACAUCGCUCGAGCAUGACCAAGCCCUUGGCUGCAAGGCAGCCCAGAAGGUAGCGUCCCAACUUGACAUUAUCGAUGUGCGGCGAGCUGCCGUCGAAGUCAAUCUGAAGGACGACAUUCUGUCCAUGUGGAACCCCAAAGACGGCCCCAGGAAGCUGCCGACGUUGCUCCUCUACAACGAGAAGGGUCUGCAGCUGUUCGAGGAUAUCACGUAUCUGGAGGAAUACUACCUAACCAAUAAUGAGAUCGAAGCUCUCACACAGUACUCUAAGCAGAUUGCUGAGAUGAUACCCUCUGAUGCUAUGGUCAUAGAGCUGGGCAGUGGUAACCUGCGUAAGGUCUGCCUACUGUUGCAGGCAUUCGAAAAUGCCGGCAAGAACAUUGACUAUUAUGCGCUCGAUCUGUCUCGAGAAGAACUGGAGCGAACACUAGGCCAGGUGCCAGCGUUUCAACACGUAAAAUGCCACGGAUUGUGGGGUACUUAUGACGAUGGCCGUGAGUGGCUCAAGUCACCCUCACUCGCCUCGAGGUCCAAGUGCAUCCUCAGCUUGGGCUCAAGCAUCGGAAACUUUGAUCAAGCCGAUGCUGCCGAUUUCCUCAGGAGUUUCGGCGACAUUCUCCAACCGUCAGACACCAUGCUCAUUGGUUUGGACGGAUGUGAAGAUGCGGCCAAGGUCUAG